UUAUAUUAGUAUUUGCUUAUAUGUGUGUAAAGAACCUCUGAGCAUAUUCACUAGAAAUUAAAAAAACCUGGUACCUGCAGAGGUAAGUUGAAAUGAAGUGAAUGGAGAAGGGCAAGAACAAGAUUAUUCAUUAUAAAUCUUUUUACAUGGUUUUAAUUUUUGCAUCUUGGUGUAUGUAUUACCUAAUUUAACAACUCAAUGGAAUUCUGUCAACUCACAAAUUAGACACAGCUGAAGCAAGAAUUGAUGAAUUGGAACAAAGAUCUGGAAAAAAUGAGAAUGCAACACAAAGAGACAAAAAGUAGAAAAUAAGAGCACCUAAGACACAUGGAGGAGAAAAUAAAAAGGUCUCUUACAUUUCUAACUGGCAUUCCAAACAGCAAAACCUGGAAUGAGAGAGAUGUAACAUAUGAAGGGAUGCCAGCCCAGGCUUUUUCCAGAAUGAUGGAAGAUGUGAAUACUCAGAUUCAGGAAGCACCACGGUUCCCAAGCAGAAUAAAUGAAAAAGAAAUCCCCCUUUAGACAGGCACUUUGUAGUAAAAUUUCAGAAGACCAAAAAUUUUAAAGAUCUUAAAAGCAACCGAAAUAAAAGACUUUCUCUAUAAAGGAAUGACAAUUAAACAGCAACCACAGUGGAAACCAAAAACAGUGAAAUAAUGUCAACGCGCUGAGAGAUGUCAACCAGUUAGAACUGCGGUUUAAGAACAAGGGUGAAAUAAACACAUUUUCAGACAAACAGGAACGGAGAGCGUGUGUCAUGAGGGAAGCUCACUCAAAGCACUUCGAAGGGAGUACUCUGAGGAAAAGGAAACUUAUCCCCAAAGGAAGCUCCAAUGAAAGAAUGUUGAACAGAAAAGCUGGCAAAUAUGUGGACAAAUAUAAGCAAGCAUUAGCUGUAUCAAAUGAUAGUACUAAUGACAAACUUGGGAGAAUAAAAAAUAAGGUAGAACUAAAAUACUGGUCAAAAGUAACACUCAGAAUGAGAAAGGGUGAUUUUAGUUCGAAGUAUUCUAAGGUCCUUGUAUCCCAGGGAAGGAGAGCGGAAGUAAACCACUUUAGACCUUGUUAAGAAUGCGUGGUAGGGCGCUCUGCUCUGUCCUAUAAGGUUGCUAUGAGUAGGAAUCAACUCAAGGCAGUGGGUUUGGUUUUUUAUACAAGAUGAACUGAUCAAUUAUUGCUUUGUAACAUCACUCCUUGAUUUAAUAUGGAAUAAGAAUUGAGAGAUAUUUUUGAAUAAGUAACUUUUUAACUGAAAAAAAAAAAAAGAAUGCCUGUUAACAUUUUACAGGUAACACUAAACAAUCAGAAAUAAAUGGUAUAACAUUCUCAAUCAGUAGAGAAAAAUGUAGUUUUUUGAAAGUUCAAUCGAUUUUUAAAAGGGUAAGAAAGGAGGGCACAAAGUUCAGAGAAAGUGGGACAGAGAGAGAACAUACACUGUGACAGUGGAAGUAAACUCUAACAAAACAGUAAUAAGAAUCACUAUUAGAACAAUGGAAUUACUCAGACUGGAUGACAAAACAAAAUCCAACUAAAGUCUGUGUGACAGAAACCCACCUAAAACGUAAGAUCACAGAGAGUUCGAAAGUAAGAGAGAAGAAAAUCUCAAUGGUGAGUACUAAUCAAAAGAAAGUUGGGAGAGCUCUGUUAAUGUCAGACAAGGUAGCCAUGAAGCAAAAAUCAUUAUAAGGGAUCUAAAAGGCCACUACCUAAUGAUAGAGUUCAAUUCACCAGGAAGACAGGACAAUAUUAAACUUGUUUACUAAAACAGCCUCAAAAUAUAUAAAGCAAAAAUUGUCAGCUCAAUAACUAUAGGGAGAAAUUGAACAACCUACCUUCAUAGCAUGACUUUAACAUGUUUCUCUCAGUAAUUACCACAACAAGACACCAUAGAUUUGAAUAUAGAAUCCUUCACCUCAAAUUAGUAAAUACACACGCUUCUCAAGCACGUAAGAACAUUCGCAAAAACUGAACAUUUAAUGGACCACAGAGGAAAUGUCAACAAACGUCUAAGAAUGAAUGCUACAUAGUCAGCAUGUUCUGACUACCAUGCAACUAUGUCAGAGAUCUAUAACCAAGAAAUAACGUUUGAAAUUCCAUACGCCUGCAAUUUUUUAAAGCACGCUGUUAAAUAACUGACAGGUCAAAGGUGAAAUAUUGAAAUUUAGAAAAUAUUAAGAAACUAGACAAUAACACUACAUACCAAAACAUAAGAGGCAUGGUUUAAAAAAUUCUAAGAGGAAAAAGUAGAGUCUUAAAUGCUGCCAUUAGAAAGGAAAAAGGGAAAAGGGAAGUGGAGUGACCGAGAGGUGAUGAGAGAAUGGAGAGAAAAGUGAGCAGAGUCUGUCUUGCUUCGGAACCCAAUAGAAUUCAUUUUCUACAAGCACCUUGGGUGAAGACGCUAGGAUCUGGUUCUGAUGUUAUACUUACUGGUGGUCAGUCAGUGUGGACUGGGACAGUUUCUGCAUCAGAGAUUUCCCGAGAAGCUGAUGACAUGGCAAUGGAAAAAGAGAAAUAUAUUGACGAACUGAGAAAAGCAUUGGUGUCGGGAGCAGGGCCAGCUGACGCAUACAAGUUUAAUUUUUCUAAAGAGUCUUGUCAUUUCUCCUUUGAGAAAAACCUGAAAAAUGUUUCAUUCAGGCUUGGUUCUUUCAACCUAGAGAAAGUUUCAAGCCCAGCUGAGGUCAUUAGAGAACUUAUUUCUGACUGCCCGGACACCAUCGCAGAAAACCAAGCCAAAAACCAGCACCUGCAGAAAGAAAACGAAAGGCUUCUGAGAGAUUGGAAUGAUGUUCAAACACGGUGUGUGAACAGCGUGAUUGUAUUUUAAAAACAUUGAGUCCUCUUUCUAUCAUUGCAGGUUUAAAUUUAUAAAUUUAUAAUGCAGGUAG
This is a messenger RNA of Loxodonta africana (African savanna elephant), 2888 nucleotides long. RefSeq names its product DNA repair protein XRCC4-like. NCBI's taxonomy places the organism in Eukaryota, Metazoa, Chordata, Mammalia, Proboscidea, Elephantidae. Gene Ontology annotation, cellular component: DNA-dependent protein kinase-DNA ligase 4 complex; nucleus; DNA ligase IV complex. The coding region runs from base 2318 to 2827 and encodes 169 amino acids. The record is from RefSeq and is a predicted model, not a curated record. The transcript has a single exon. Gene Ontology annotation, biological process: double-strand break repair via nonhomologous end joining; immunoglobulin V(D)J recombination; response to X-ray. Gene Ontology annotation, molecular function: DNA binding.